GAAACUCAGUCACUCAGUCAGUGAGUGAGAAAGUAACGGUGUGUGAGAGAGAGAGAGUGCAGCAGCUGUGGCCUCCCACUAGCCGUUAGCAGUUAGCCUCAGUGUUAGUCUUGCUUAGGAUGAAGGAGCGUUGUGCCGUGUGCCCCCUCCGCCACCAGGCUUGGCCACCAUGCAGCAGCCCCCUGCCAGCCUCUCUCACCUUGCCUUCACCCUCUGUACCCUGCUGACUACUGCCCUGUGUCUGUGUGUCUGUUGACAGACGAGUCGUACCAGAAGCUGGCCAUGGAGACCAUGGAGGAGCUGGACUGGUGUCUGGACCAGCUGGAGACCAUCCAGACCUACCGCUCCGUCAGCGACAUGGCCUCCAACAAGUUCAAGAGAAUGUUGAACCGGGAGCUGACACACCUCUCAGAGAUGAGUCGCUCCGGUAACCAGGUGUCCGAGUUCAUCUCCAACACCUUUAUGGACAAACAGAACGACAUGGACAUGCCAUCUGUGACGCCCAAGGAGAAGGCUGGUCGGGAGAGGAAGAAGCAGCAACAGCUGAUGACUCAGAUCACUGGAGUGAAGAAGGUCUCUUAUGGACCCUCCCUCUCCAACUCAUCCAUCUCACGUUUCGGGGUCAAGACGGACAAGGAGGACAUGCUCUCCAAGGAACUGGAGGAUCUGAAUAAGUGGGGUCUGAACAUCUUUACCGUGUCAGAGUACUCCGAACAUAGACCUCUCACCUGUAUCAUGUACGCCAUCUUCCAGGAGAGAGACCUGCUGAAGACCUUUAAGAUCCCGACAGAGACGUUUGUUGCGUACAUGAUGACCCUGGAGGACCACUACCAUGGAGACGUGGCCUACCACAACAGCCUCCACGCGGCAGACGUGGCCCAGUCCACACACAUCCUGCUCUCUACACCAGCCCUCGAUGCGGUCUUCAGCGAUCUAGAGAUCUUGGCGGCCAUCUUUGCUGCAGCAAUCCAUGAUGUGGACCACCCGGGGGUGUCCAACCAGUUCCUCAUCAAUACCAACUCUGAGCUAGCCCUGAUGUACAACGAUGAGUCCGUGUUAGAGAACCACCAUCUAGCUGUGGGCUUCAAGCUGCUGCAGGAGGACAACUGUGACAUCUUCCAGAGCCUGACCAAGAAGCAGAGGCAGAGUCUGAGGAAGAUGGUCAUCGAAAUGGUUCUGGCCACUGACAUGUCCAAGCACAUGAGUCUGUUAGCUGACCUGAAGACCAUGGUGGAGACCAAGAAGGUGACCAGCUCUGGGGUCCUGCUGCUGGACAACUACACCGACAGAAUACAGGUGCUGAGGAACAUGGUUCACUGUGCUGACCUGAGUAACCCUACCAAGUCUCUGGAGCUGUACCGUCAGUGGACCGACCGCAUCAUGGAGGAGUUCUUCCACCAGGGAGACAGGGAGAGGGAGAGAGGCAUGGAGAUCAGCCCCAUGUGUGACAAACACACUGCCUCAGUAGAGAAAAGCCAGGUGGGUUUCAUAGACUACAUCGUCCACCCUCUGUGGGAGACGUGGGCUGACCUGGUGCACCCUGACGCUCAGGACAUCCUGGACACUCUGGAGGACAACAGGAACUGGUACCAGAGCAUGAUUCCCCAGAGCCCCUCUCCUCCCUGGGCCACGGAGCAGCGGGAGCAGGGUGGAGGUGAAGGGGGCCAGGCGGGAGACAAGUUCCAGUUUGAACUCACCCUGGAGGAGGAGGACUCUGAGGGUACAGAGAAAGAUGAACAGAGCCAGGGGGAUGAGGAGGAGGAAGAGGAUGUUUUGGGGGAGUCGUCUCGGUCUCCGGUUGACUACUUUGACUGUCAGGACCCCGAGGAAUCCAUGGAGCCCACGUCAUCCAUAGCGAUAAUUACCCAAGAUGCAUCACCCACAGACACUUAAUGGGCUCUGCUGCACCGCAAUGGUGGUUGGUUUAAUGUUUUAAACAGGAGAAAUCCUGCAGCUGUGCUUUUUAACAAGCCCACGGGGGUCUUAGUUUGAGCUCGCAUGGGGCGUCAGUUUCAACCCCCCCAUCCUUGCACUUGCGUUAGGAGCCGGCAACAGAGGGACAGUUUCAGUGGGGCGGCUACGGAGUUCUCAGGAAAAAUGCUGCGAACAUUUUGGGCCUGAAGGACGGAAAGUCCUCUGAGGAAAUUAAAUGAAGGACUUGGGCCAAUCUGGGAAAUGGUUGUUUUUCCAUCCCGACUGGCAUCUGAAAUGUCGACACUACUACUGAGAGAAGUUUUGUACCUUGUGACUUUUUUACUGAAAUGGGAUGUCAUGAGGUAGCUUAUGAUCUACUGAUUGAUGGACAUGAGUUUAUAUAGAGAGAAAAAAAUAUGGUCACUUUUUUCUUGUAUCAUUUGUCAGAGGACUUUUGUGUGCCUUUUUACUAUUAUCUUUUGAAUUGUUUUUUUAAUUUAUUGAACACACUUUAGUAUGAAUGUUUUUUUUUGUUUCGUUUUUUCGAAAGCUCAAGAGCAAAAUCCUUUUAUAUCUCAGACAAAGAGAACGGUCUUCCUACUAGUAUUGGGCAAUAGAAGAAAUCCUAACUAACUUAGACAAACAAUUCCUGGACAUACUCAUCAAAUGCUAAAAACAUGUUUUCCCAUAAUAAGAAAUACACAUUCUGUCAUCUUAAUCCAUGUACAAAAUCUAUGUUUCUAUAUGAAAAUGAAAUGUACACAAUGUACACAUUCGUGUUACAUGUCUAGAUUGUCAGACCUCACUGUAGACAAAUGGUAGGCAGAUAGAUGUUCACUCUAACUCCAGAAAACAGUUACACAACAUUCUGACAUCUAACCUGCUUCCCCACAAUCUCCCUCAUGGAUCAAAUCCUGAUAUCGUUCAGACUCCAAACAAAUGUCAACAUCAUAGACAGAAAUAGCACUUGGCAGCCAAAGCAAAGUUUCUUAUCACAUGCAGUUGGAAGGCUAUUUCCAGCUUCCUCUCGAGGUAUCCUGCUGUUGUCUAUUACUCCUACUAGACCAAAGAUUCCAGAACCUAACUGGUUCUGAUAAUGUAACAAUAUAACUAAGGGAGGACCCCCUGUCCCUGUAGAAUCAGGACCGGUCCAGAUGAUGAAAGGUGGCCGGGCGGCUGCAUGUCUAGAAGUCAGCUGCACUAUAAUUAUUCACAUGGUUUAUACAGUUCAGCUAUUUAUUCAUCCACCUAAUAAAAGGGAAUGAAGUUCUGCUACUACCCAUUGACCUUAAUCUUCCCUUCCCACUAACUGUAUCACAUUUCCUGGCCGGACGGGAAGUUUAUCAGGAUUUGGUCCGUUAGAUUUAAUCCUCAGAUUAGAUUCGGCACGUAGAAACUGUCGAAUGUCUGCUGCAAACCCCAAACCCGAGGUGAAAAAUACUUAUUGUUGAGAACAAGAGGAUGAUGACCCACAGUAGUAGGUUAUCUAGAGAUGAUGUGACAGAGACACCAAACCAAAGGGCCCCGGACAGUGUAGUUCACUGUCACUGUGGGUCAGCAUUAAGACCGUCAACCCCAGGCGGUCUGCAAGGCAGAUUGUCCCUUACAGGCCUCCAUGGCUGGUUUUCAUGACGGCCUAUUCAGCAUCUAUGACCUAUUCUCCAUUAUUCACUUCGGUUUACUGACAUACUCAAAGGUACUUCAACUACCUUAUUGUCUAUAACCUCACUCACUCCAGCAGGCUUACAUGGUAAUCGUGUGUUGUGUUGUGUGUGUGUGUGUGUGUGUGUGUGUGUGUGUGUGUGUGUGUGUGUGUGUGUGUGUGUGUGUGUGUGUGUGUGUGUGUGUGUGUGUGUGUGUGUGUGUGUGUGUGUGUCAUAAAAUAUGAGUGUGAGAGUACGUGUGUGUAUGCAUGUUAGUCUUUGUCACCUAGGCUCAACAUGACUCCUCUUAUUGUCUGUCACUAGAGCUCAAGCUGGUCCUUUGCUGUUUAUAACAGUGUAUUCAUUACAUUCAGUUGUACUGUACAUAAGAAUACUGUUUCAGUCAGUGUAAAUCUAUUUUAAUUUAUAUGCACUUGCAUUACCUGGAAGGGGUGGUGUCUAACAUGUACAGGGCUCUGCGUCGGAGUCUUUUUAUAUCCUCUAUUUGUUUUUUUUAUUAUAUAAUAAGUCAAUAUAUAUUCGCACAAAUGUUUGAGUGCCCUGAGCAGCAGCUAAAGAGACAUAUUCACAACCUGUAGGUUUACCACGCAUAGAGGACAUGUUAAACAACAGAGGCCUGGGUAUAGCUAUGAUAAGCUGUGGAGAAGCUUUGAUACUGUAGUCUGUCACUAGUCCACACCGAGACGUUCUCCUCUCAGCAGCUUCUAGUAGUGACUAAUCCAUGCUCCUCUGUGCAACAGUUUCAAUGCAGAUUGCUGAUUUGGGGUUCAGAUCCACUGGUUCGACAGAAUUAAGGAAUAACAACAGACAGACAGAGUGUCUGCUCCUUUACACGUCCUUCCAUGUAAAGUAGUUCAAGGGGAUUAUUGGUGGCAUGCUACAAUAUCUCUGAGCUGAACGUGAUGAAUCGUUACAAAAAUGUGAUCUUCUUGUAAUUGAUUGUGCUAUUGUGAACUAUUUUGAUUUGACCAAAACGUGUUAGCAGUUUUGAAAUUCAAAUUUGUCACCAGUAUAACAUUGUUAAUCUAUGUUAAACAUUUUGGUCCGAGUUGUGUCCAAAUGGUUAGCCACGCUUGGCACUAUCUGCAUGAGAGAUGUUUUUUUUUUUUUUUUUUUUUUUUUUUACAUGUCUUUUGAAUACCUACCUAACGCGUUACAGUCGCAGCGGACAUAUUAAAUGUUUCACACAAUGUAUGGUAUAAUAUUGUAUAUUGUGUUAAAAUAUCAGAAAAUACUUUUUCUAUGAAGUGAUUAAAAAAUAAAGCAUGAAUAUCUUU
Messenger RNA from Salvelinus namaycush (lake trout), 4855 nucleotides. Its product is annotated as cAMP-specific 3',5'-cyclic phosphodiesterase 4B-like. Gene Ontology annotation, cellular component: cytosol; nucleus; perinuclear region of cytoplasm. The transcript has 8 exons. Lineage: Eukaryota; Metazoa; Chordata; Actinopteri; Salmoniformes; Salmonidae. The record is from RefSeq and is a predicted model, not a curated record. Gene Ontology annotation, molecular function: transmembrane transporter binding; 3',5'-cyclic-AMP phosphodiesterase activity. Gene Ontology annotation, biological process: signal transduction. Bases 283 to 1893 code for a protein of 536 amino acids.